This is a messenger RNA of Clonostachys byssicola, 621 nucleotides long. NCBI's taxonomy places the organism in Eukaryota, Fungi, Ascomycota, Sordariomycetes, Hypocreales, Bionectriaceae. The record is from the annotation of a GenBank genome assembly.
AUGAACCUUUCGUCGCUGGCCGUCGCAAAGACGACACCGACCGGCGAAUCCAUCCCCGACACCGUCGCCCACCUGCGCGCUCUUCUCGACGCCUUCAACCACCGACACAAGAACCAGCAUCACUCCUCCCACUGGUGGUCGCACUUCUCGCGCCUCCGGCGCAGUCUCUGCUCGCUCCUGGACAAGGACGGGAACCCUUCUUUUGCGCAUGCGCGAUGGCUCCAAUCUCAUGUCCUGCCCCGAUCAUACAAGGCAUUCUCCCAGCUAGCUGCCGAUAAUCAACAUGCCCCCCUGGGUCUCCUCCUCCUCACAGUUCUCGCUCGCGUCCAUGCCCUCUUGACGUAUAUCCUCCCUGCAGAGGAACAGGCCCCUCCCGCCUUCAGUUCCACCCAGCAAGCCCUGCCCAGAGUUACGCCAGAAUAUGGAUCAAAGGUGGACAAGGGAAUCGCUGUAGCGCGCGAUUCUAGGGAGAACACAAGAGCUGAAUCAUUGACGGCCUCGUCUAAGUCGUUGGGCAAGCCCAUUCGCCCAAAGUCGGCGGCAGAGGAGAAGAAGAGCAAUAAAAAGAGUAAAAAGAAGAAGAAAGACGAGCUAUCUAGCCUUUUUGGCUCCUUGACGUAG